CCCCCCCCUCCUGAAAACUGGUGACUAUCGUGCUCAAGUUUGUGUAUUGUUUGUUGUAUUCAAGCAACGUUUCUUAGUUUUUAAUUAAAAAGUGUCUCUAACAGUGGCUUUUAUAUAAAUGGUGGAAAUUGGAUAAACAAGACUUUUAUAUGUCAGGCUAUAUUCAUAUACGUAAUAUGCGUUUAGAAAUUCCAGUCAAAAUCCCAGACUGGAAAAUCCCCAUAUAGCAUAGCUAUAAAUAACUUGGGAUUUUACAAAUUGUCUAUUUUAAGAUACGCCCAUCUAUUUUUAGACGACUAAACAUAAACGGUGAUUCCCCUUUAUAAUUACACAAGUUCCGACAUAUUGAAAAAUGUUGAUUGUUUCCUUGAAAAUUUGUGCACUAAAUGCAUUGACUCAUAUCGGUUGCAUCAUUUAGCUGGCUGGUUCUCAAGAUAAUUAACAAUUAAUAAAGCAAGUUUUGUCAUCAUGGCGAGUGAGGGUUCGUCAGGACGGCGGGCUAUCGACCUUCCAAGUUUCAAUUUGAGUAACUACAUCAACAUUGGGGAGGGACAGACAGCAAAGGAUCUACUGGAACAGUUGAAGAAUAAGGGUACGAUUGUGCCUGUGAAAAAUGAACGUCCACAGGGUCAACCAAUGACCAAUGGAACUUCCAAGGGCAAAGGCAUCAGACAAGUUGCACGCCAAAAAAGUGCUGGACUCAAUUCAAAACUGGCUACUCAAAUCAUGGAGGGACCAAAGUUAUCCAUCAAAGUUCCUAAUGAGUAUUCAAGGUUUAGAUAUGAGUCAGAGAAAACCAAGAUAAAAAACGGAAGAGAAAUUACGAUACGGAUGAUACAGAAAAACAGUGUCUUCUGGAAAUUGAGAUUACUGACUAUAAUGGCACUGCUAAGGUGAUCUGUUACUGUUGUGAUGAGAACGGGAAUUCCAUCCAUUCAGUCUGUUUGGUGACCGUGGAUGCCAUUUCGGUGUUUAUGUGAGCAGGGAGAAGUUUAAGCCACAGAAAAAACACAGACUAACAGGGGUGUCAGUUGUGAUGCCUACUAAAGGGGAAUAAAGAAAAAAUAUUUAUGAAAGAAAAGCUUCAAUACUUACAAAAUGAACUCAAACUGGAUGUAAAGAGAAGAGGUGAUGAUGAUAAGCAUGACAAGCAGCUUGUGCAUGUCAUGGUGGUGGUUCAGUUGGAAGAUGAGGGGAAGCCACCCCUGUAUGGGAUCUCCACUGCCCUAAACAACCGAAAACAAGGGAAGGAGUUCCUAAUAGAUGAUGUGGAGCCCAACAUGGUCAUGGCUUCAGGAAGCCCUCCUAACAAUCAAUCCAAGAACAGAAUCCUGGUGGUUGUCUCAAACCAGACAUACUUUCCAAAUGAACCUGAAGUUGUUUUGCGUGAAAAAGAUGCUAGUGGAAAAACAAGGUGGGAAGUGGUUUUAUCUGGAGAACAAUUGGAAAUUGUUAAAAAGGCGGUAGUCAAGUUUACUGCCCCUCCAUAUCUAGAUCGCGACAUAGAGUCUGAUGUACAAGUUGAACUGUGUCUGCGUGACAAAAAAAACAAACAAAGAAACCAAGCCCUGGCCAUUCUUCUAUCUUGGAUCAGAUCUAUAUGAUGUAAGAAGGAAAGCGAAAAAGAGGAAGUUGACAGAUGAUGAUCAUUCUGGAACCCCUACUGAAUAUUCAGGUACUGUUCAUUUUUGUUAUCAUUUCAAUAUGCUAGUUAAUGAAUAUUUGAUCAGUUUUUUAACAUAGAAAGGAGCUGUCUUUCAGUCUGUUGU
Messenger RNA from Dreissena polymorpha, 1769 nucleotides. RefSeq lists its product as uncharacterized. NCBI's taxonomy places the organism in Eukaryota, Metazoa, Mollusca, Bivalvia, Myida, Dreissenidae. The record is from RefSeq and is a predicted model, not a curated record. The coding region runs from base 1071 to 1604 and encodes 177 amino acids. The transcript is spliced from 12 exons.